AUGUUAUUUCAAACCUUGACGUUUAGUGUUAUAAUUCUAUUCAUAGUACAAGGAAAGGAAUUGGAUUCUGGGCCUCAAGUAUUUACGUCACUGAAAAAUUCAUCCCAAAUACAAUCUCCCAAACCACAUAAGAGAUUUGUCACAAAAGACGUUAUAGUAUACUUAACGCCAUCUCAAAUUAAGGAUUUAGAAUCUGGAAAUGCAGAACUGAGAUCAACAUCACCUGACGAUAUAACAAUCAACCCUGUUAAACAUCACAAAUCUGCUUCAACACCACAAGAUUCUUAUCACCGCCAUCUUGAAAACUUAAAUAUUCUGAAGGCUCCACUCAUUCCAGAUCCACGUUUGCAAGCUCAUGAUACAGAAACAAUUGAAAAUCUACUGCUAAAGCAAAGGCUUAUAUCGCCGAAAGUCAAUUUCCAAAACCAUCUAAUUGGAGAGAAUAAAAAUCAAGUGAGCACAGAAGAAUGGCGACCUUUCAUACCUGUCAUUGAAAAGAAGCCAGAAACACAAACUGAGGAACAGAUAAAUGAGUUUUGGCAACAGUUUAUUACCAAAAAUGGGAAUAGACCACCUGUACUCUCUCACUUUGAUGCUCGUAAUCAUGAAUUAAUAAAUUAUUUGCGUGAAGCGAAUGAAAAGCAUAAAGCAAUAGCUGAUGCAGCUGAUUUUGCUAAUAUAUCGCCUGUAGUAAUAUCAAAGCAUGAGCCAGUUGCUAUACCAUUUAAUGUUAUACCUCCGAUCCAUGACGUUUAUGCAGUAAAAGUACCUCGCCUUCAUCCUGUACCAGCAGACACUUUGAAAAACAUCUUACUAUCUGCGCUACUAGAACAAACAAAGGGAUAUACUCCUUCUCCUGGUGGAAAUGUUCAUACAGAAGCGUUUAAUCCAAAUUUGUAUGCUAGGAGAAAUUAA
This is a messenger RNA of Leptosia nina, 915 nucleotides long. NCBI's taxonomy places the organism in Eukaryota, Metazoa, Arthropoda, Insecta, Lepidoptera, Pieridae. The record is from the annotation of a GenBank genome assembly.